Messenger RNA from Drosophila innubila, 1949 nucleotides. It is a transcript of the gene dpn, whose product is annotated as protein deadpan. Gene Ontology annotation, cellular component: nucleus. Lineage: Eukaryota; Metazoa; Arthropoda; Insecta; Diptera; Drosophilidae. The record is from RefSeq and is a predicted model, not a curated record. Gene Ontology annotation, molecular function: protein dimerization activity; DNA-binding transcription factor activity, RNA polymerase II-specific; RNA polymerase II cis-regulatory region sequence-specific DNA binding. The transcript is spliced from 3 exons. Gene Ontology annotation, biological process: regulation of transcription by RNA polymerase II; regulation of neurogenesis; anterior/posterior pattern specification. Bases 420 to 1787 code for a protein of 455 amino acids.
UUGCCGUCGUCGUCGUCGUCGUCGCUGCUGCUGCUCAGGUAAACGAGUAGAUUUGGACUCGUUUUGCCUUCGUCGCGUAUCGUUUUUAGUCAGCGCGUUUGCAUCGACGAGGAUCAGUAUCCUUUUGGCGUUCCGUGUGCGCGGUUGUCUGCCGCUCGUCCUGAAACGCAGCUACAAAUCGAAAACAACUCUCAAAUGAACUAAUUCAAAUCGCGUAGAAUUUGUUAAGUUUUUAUCUGUUUGGACAUUUGCAAAAAGUACGUGCAAUAAUUGUUAUUUCGUACUAUAGCCAAAGUUUUCGUGUUGUGAACAAAUCUGUGUUGUGCAUUAAAAAAAAAAAAAAAAACUCGACGAUCGAUUGGAUAAAAUAACAUCAACUUACUAAACUUUUGGAUUUUAAAAACAACAAUCAAACUAAAAUGGAUUACAAACACGAUCUUAACUCGGAUGACGACUUUGACUGCUCCAAUGGCUAUAGCGACGGCUAUAGCAGCAAUGGACGUAUGUCCAAUCCCAAUGGCAUGUCCAAGGCGGAACUUCGAAAGACUAACAAACCUAUUAUGGAAAAACGGCGUCGCGCUCGUAUUAAUCACUGCCUAAACGAGCUCAAAUCCCUCAUUCUGGAGGCCAUGAAAAAAGACCCGGCGCGACAUACCAAACUGGAAAAGGCCGACAUACUCGAGAUGACGGUGAAGCAUUUGCAGUCCGUGCAGCGCCAACAGCUUAACAUGGCCAUCCAGAGUGAUCCCACAGUGGUGCACAAAUUCAAGACGGGCUUUGUUGAAUGCGCCGAGGAGGUUAAUCGCUAUGUUAGCCAAAUGGAGGGUGUCGAUCUCGGUGUGCGUCAACGUCUCAGCGCCCAUCUCAACAACUGUGCCAACAGUCUCGAGCAGAUUGGCUCCAUGAGCAACUUUAACAAUGGUUAUCGCGGUCAAUUGCCACCCAGCAUAUUUCCCGGAUCGGCAGCUCCGCUUUUCCCUCCAUUGCCGCAGGAUCUUAACAACAACAGCAACACUGGAGGCAACAACAACAAUACUCGGGAAAGCACACCAGCCAUACAAAUGGGUGGACUACAGCUAAUACCUUCCCGCUUGCCGUCGGGAGAGUUUGCCCUGAUUAUGCCCAACUCAACGACUACGACGGCGCCUGCGCCCGCUCCCUUUGUCUGGCCAGGAUCAACGAUGCACAAUGCAGCUAGCGCGGCACUUGCCAGCAUUGCAAAUCCAACACAUCUCAGCGAUUAUAACCAAAGCUUCAGGCUGAGCGCAUUUAACAAGCCCACAGCUCCCGCUCAAACGCAAAUCCAGGCAGCAGGAGCAACCGUCACAUUAGCUGCUAAGAACACCACCAGCAGUCCACCACUGAGUCCCAUCUCCUCCAUCUCCAGCCAGAGCCAAGGCGAUGAAUCCCGUGCUGCCUCGCCGGCAAGUGCGGCUCAGGCGGAACUUCUGCUUGCCAAGCAGCACAGUUUUGCGGGCGUCUUCUCCACACCGCCUCCGACCAGUGCAGAGACCUCCUUCAACACCAGCGGCUCACUGAAUCUGAGCGGAGGCAGUCAUGACAGCAGCACCUCUGCCUGCAACACGUCGCAUUCUCUGGUGGCACAUCUGCAACAGCAGCAGGUGAGCUCCACCAGUGGACAGGAGAGCUCUGCCCGUAAACGGGAUCGUGAGCUGGAGCAGGAGCAGGCCGAUUCUAGCGAUUGUUCGUUAAUGGACGAACCAUCGUCUAAGAAAUUCCUGGCCGCCGCCAUUGAGAAGUCCAGUUCCGCCUGGCGGCCCUGGUGAAGCAGCAACAUCCAAUAAACUCUCAUGAAAACAUGUUCUAUAUGUUAAGUUUUUUACUAUCUGUAAAGGUUAAUUCAUUUGUUAAUUUAUUUUCUUAUUGAAAUUGUAAUUCAACGUUUUUUUCCCGCUUUCUUCAAUUUUAAGUUCAGCUGUGAUUUUUGA